Messenger RNA from Pseudonaja textilis, 3824 nucleotides. RefSeq names its product GRIP1 associated protein 1 (gene GRIPAP1). The record is from RefSeq and is a predicted model, not a curated record. Lineage: Eukaryota; Metazoa; Chordata; Lepidosauria; Squamata; Elapidae. Gene Ontology annotation, biological process: neurotransmitter receptor transport, endosome to postsynaptic membrane; regulation of neurotransmitter receptor transport, endosome to postsynaptic membrane; regulation of recycling endosome localization within postsynapse. Gene Ontology annotation, cellular component: postsynaptic recycling endosome; glutamatergic synapse; extrinsic component of postsynaptic early endosome membrane.
CCUCCCUCCCUACUGCCUCGGGCGCCAAAGCUCCGCUUAUGAAUCAUCCUUCUUCAUUAGUGCCCACUCACAUCUCUAUGCCUCUUCACUUCCGGCCUCCAAGCUCCAGUCCGCCGGUUCCGCUUGUUCCUCUCUCUCCGGUGCAGACAAAAAAAAAGAGAGAGAGAGAGAGAGUGAACGUCUCUCAAAACAUCCGUCCGCUCUCCUGCUCCCUCUAUGAUAUCUUCUUAAAGCCAUCUCGUCAUCCUUCUCCAACGAGUGGGCAGGGGCAGGCUCGUGAUUCCUUCUUCCUCUCUCCUUUGGAUCGUACCAAGCUGGAGCCGAGCCGGGGGGGCGGCGGGGGAGGGAAGAUGGCGCAGGCCUUGUCCGAAGAGGAGUUCGAGCGCAUGCAGGCCCAGUUAUUAGAACUUCGAACGCAGAACUACCAGCUCUCUGAUGAACUCCGCAAGAACACAACCGAAUUAAAUGGGCUCCGACAACGGGUCUCCUAUUUAGACAAGGAAUUUGCUAAGGCUCAGAAGGCUCUGAAUAAGAGUAAAAAAGCUCAGGAGGUGGAUGCACUUCUUAGUGAAAAUGAAAUGCUUCAGGGAAAACUGCAUAGCCAAGAGGAUGACUUCAGGCUGCAAAAUAGCACUCUCAUGCAGGAGCUCUCCAAGCUGUGCUCGCAGAUUGAGCAGUUGGAGAAGGAUAAUCAGAUUCUUCGGGAAGGGAAGACCGCAUUAGCCAGCGAAGGGGCGUUCCCAGCCAGUCCCGUGGAUGGCGAGCUGUUAAGGCUACAGGCAGAGAAUUCUGCCCUGCAGAAGAACAUGGCAGCUUUACAGGAACGCUAUGAGAAGGAAGUAGUAGCCCGGCAAGCAGAAAACCGAGGUGGUGGGAAAGGCGAUGGUUCUCCGGAUCCUUGUUCCACUGUGCCAGAGACGACUUCGGAACAGCCGGCGUUUGACAGUGACGGUAGUGGUGCCAUUUCCCAGCAGCUUCUUUUGGAAGUCGAACUGAGAUUGCAGACCGAGAGGGAGGAGAAAAUACUGCUGAAGGAGCAGCUGCAGAGCCUCGAGGUAUCCAAGACAACAGAGACCUCCCGCCUGCAGCAAGAGCUCUCCAAGCUUAUGGAGAAGCUUAAGAAGAAGCAAGAGAGCUUUGUGCGGCUUCAGACGGAAAAAGAAGCUCUCUACAAUGACAGCAGGACCAAAAUUGAGGAGAUCCAACAACGGAAGGAAGAGGAACUCAAAUCUCUGCAAGUUCGUAACCAGAAGCUUCAGCAGGAGCUCCAGUCCAUUAACCAGGGCUUCUUGGAAUUAAAGGACCAAUUGCAGAGUGGUAAAAAAGAACAUGAAUUGGCCCUUCAGACUCUGCAGGACCAGGUUGCGUGCCAAAGUGCGGAGAGCCAGGAACAGGUUGAGACCAUUCUGUCUGAAAAUGAUGCUCUGAGAACCAACCUUGCAGCCUUAGAACAGAUCCAGACGUCUAAGACUCAAGAAAUGAAUCUGAUGCGAGAGCAGGUGGCGACAUUGGGAGAUGAGCUACAGCAGUGUCAGAAUGAGAAGGAGGCAUUGGCUGCCCAGCAGGAUGACCUCAACACACAAUUGCAGGAGUCACUCCGGGGCAAUACUCGUCUUAUGGAGCAAGUUCAAGAACUUGUGCAGGAAAAAGGGAGAUUAUUACAAGAGCUGGAUGAAGUACGGAAGACAGCAGAGAAACGCAAGGCCAUGCUAGAUGAGAUGGCCAUUGAGACCCAGCAAGAAAAGGGGCGCCACAAGGAAGAACUCGGUAACCUCCGCCUGCAGCACGAGAAAGAGAUGCUGGCUGUGAGGGCACGCUAUGAGCGAGAGCUGCGGGAGCUGCACGAGCACAAGAAACGGCAAGAGGACGAGCUGCGGGGCCAGCUCAAGGAGGAGAAGGCUCGUAGUCAAGAACUGGAAUCCAUGCAACAAACUGUGGAAGAGCUACGGCUCCAGAUCCAAUCCAUGGAUGGCACCAAGGGCUGGUUCGAACGGCGGCUUAAAGAGGCAGAGGAAUCGAUAGAGAAGCACCAGCAGGAACACAUGGAAGCCUUGAGAAUUUGUAAAGAGCAGCAUGCAGCUGAUUUACAGCUAAAAGACCAGGAGGUGGAGGCAACUAAGGAGAAAUUGCGAGAGAUUGAAAAAGCCAGGAAUGAGCACAUGGACACAGUCAACCGGCUGAAGCAGGAAGUGAAGGACACAGUAGAUGGGCAACGGAUCCUGGAGAAGAAAGGGAGUGCAGCACUGAAGGACCUCAAAAGACAACUUCAUCUAGAAAGGAAGCGAGCAGAUAAACUUCAGGAGCGCCUGCAAGAGAUCUUGACCAACAGCAAGAGCAGGACAGGGAUCGAGGAUCUUGUCCUGGCAGACAUCAGUUCCCCCAGUCGGACUCAGACGGGAGACAGUAGCAGCAUCUCAUCCUUCAGUUAUCGUGAAAUCAUGAAGGAGGGAUCCGUGGCUGGUAGUAACAAGUCAACCACAGGAAGCCCACAGUCACAGUCGCAACCUCCACGGCCAGCCGACCUUUCAGAUGAGGAGAUCUCAGAACUGUUCCAGCGGCUGGCUGAAGUUCAGCAGGAGAAGUGGCUACUGGAGGAGAAGGUGAAGCACCUUGAAGUCAGUAGUGCCUCCAUGGCUGAGGACCUAUGCCGGAAGAGUGCCAUUAUUGAGACCUAUGUGAUGGACAGCCGCAUUGAUGUGUCUGGGGCUCAUGGGCAGGUUGAUCGAAGUAGCCUAAGUAGUGUCCUGCGAGAUCUGGUGAAGCCAGGAGAUGAGAACCUGCGUGAGAUGAACAAGAAACUACAGAAUAUGCUGGAGGAGCAGCUUACCAAAAACAUGCACUUACAGAAGGAUUUGGAGCUCCUUUCCCAGGAGAUCGUCCGUCUUAGCAAAGAGUGUGUCCCGUCUCCCAACGCUGAACCAGGCCUGGAUGAUGCUGUCUGAGCUCAGUGCCACCUGUGAUGCCAUCCUCCGUGCUUGGCCCUUGGCUGCGCUGCUGGUGUGUGUGUGGGGUGGUGGGGUGGGGAGGGGUAGAGAUAUUGGAACUUUCCUGCCUCCCCUCUCUCUGGCCGGACCAUUUCUUUCAACUGUUAUCAGAGGGGGGCAGGCAUUUAACCCCGCUACUCUUUUCCCCCUUAGUGGAACACAAAACAGCAGUUUCUCCCUUCAUCACUGUUCUACUCGGGCCUUCCCCCAAACAGAUUGAUUUCUUUCGAAUCAUGCACCUACUGAUUACGCUACCUGCCUCUACGUGGACCUGCCUUUGCUGCCCCGUAGGAAGCCCUGGGCGGCAGUAGCCUGUCUGCAGUUGGCACGUGUUUUUUUUAAAAAAACAAAAACUGCAUGGCCAAUUGCAGCUUUAUUUUUUGAGGUUGCCAGUUUUGAAACUGCCUCCCUCCUUCCAAGGUUGUCAUCCCUGGUCCAGAGGAGUUGCCCCAUGGAGGAGGAGGAGGAGGAGGAGGUGUUCCUGCCAUAAUAAAGCUCCAUAAUCCAUUCUCAACGUAUAGCGGUCCUGGGAGUAACGUUCAGUUUCCUUAAACGCCUCUCUCCCUGCAUUCUUCUCCGCAAGCUGCAUUUGUGAGUCUGUAGCUUCUUCUGAGUCAUGGUCAUACCACCUCCCUCAUUUUGCAUGUCUGGUCAGUUCUCGCUGUUUCAGAUAUCUAUCUAUAUCUAUCUAUCUGUAUAGUAUUUGCACUGAUUCCCUCCCAGCAGGAUGGAGCCCAAGGGAUACAACCCAAAAGGACUUGUACAGGGUUGCAGCUGUGCCCCCUUUUCCCAGUAAUGGAGGUGGAGCUAAGGCAACAUGUUUACCUUACUUACAGUGAC